UUUGAUGAAAUCACCCAGCGGUCCCAGUGCGCGCUGGGGGAGACUCACUCAGGUCCUGUGCGUUUUGAAACUCCGGGGUUCCUGGGGUUCUGCCAUGUCCUGGGAGUCCAGACCCUGAGCAAACCGAACUCAGGACGGGUCUGAGCGGAGCCAAACAACCAAGCCAGCCACUAAAAUCUCUUGCAUUUAUGCCAUAGGCCCUUGCUGAGUUAUGAAGGAAAUUAGGUCACAAUAAACUGGGGUUUUCAGAGUGAUGUCUAUUGGACAGGAUGCCUACUUGCCUUUUUGUAGUGCCCUCCUCCCCCCAACCACUGGUUAUUUAACACCCUCUGGUCAAUAACCACUCACUAACCAGGAGCCCUGUGUCAACACCUGAACUUAAGCUGCCCGGAAUGGAUUUUCCACUCUCUAUUUAAUAUGCCCAGUGGUACCUGAAUCCACUGGCAGUAUAGGCAGUUGGAGCAAUGGCUGUUCCCCCUUAUUGCUCAGGGACAAUGUGAACAGAGGAUAUAGUUAAUCCCUGGUCAGCUGGGAGCUGGGAGGAAAGAGCCACAGGACAGAAUAUUCCGCACAUUUUCUUUGAAAGAGGAGCUGGGUUUGAGGCGGUGACAGACUUGGUACCAUCGUGCAUCAACGGCUGAGGGAGACGGUUUACGGCCACAGUUUUUCACAGAAAAUGCCAGCAGUCAUUAAUGUUGCCGGUAUAGACCUCGAAGAGCCUGAAGAUUCAACCCCUUCCUUACAUUCCAGCUCGGAGCAAAUCUGAGAGGUUUGCUUCAUGGGACGAUACUGAGCUGGGAGCAGAUUGGUCUAAACGUCUUCACGUUGUCUCUCUGUUGCUGUGCUUUAAUUACAUUUAUCUCCAUUAACUGUGAAUGCUGCCUAAACCCAUCAAUAUUUAAAUGAAGGAUAGCUGGACACAAAUGCCGAAGAAAAAUGUCCAAGUUGUUUAUUUACUCUUAUCAGCUUGAAAAUCGCGUUAGGAGAGUUCUUAGCAGACUGAAGAUUGAUCGCUCACAAACAGAGUCAAUUCAGGAGCUUUACUUCAGCGUCCAGCUCAAAACAGGGAGCUGAUAUGCAGGAGCAGAGCAAAAGAUAUUCCAAUCUGUAUUCUGGAUUUACGAGAGGGAUUCCAUCAGAAAGAUGGGAUGGCAGUGAGAUGUUCUCUCUCUUCUCUGAAUCUGUACGUUCCCCGUAUCGUACAUACCAGUCAGACUCCUCACCACUCUCUGUAUCUCGAGUGUAUGAACCUGUUGGGAGAUCUGACCCAAACAUAAUGGCAUCUACUGAUGAGUUACCCCGGUCACUCAAACACCUGGAGGCUGAGAAACCCCUCAAUGGGAGGUGUCUGUCCACUGUGAAGUAUAGCACCUGCCUCGAUACGUCUGCUUUCUCUCAGUGUGUACCGAAAAGGAAAGCUACGUUAAGCUCACACAACAUCAAUGUGGGUAGAUAUACCUCACACGAUGUCGAUGUGGGCAGAUAUACCUCAUUGGGCCAAACCUUGACUGGCAGCCUUGGCACACCAGGCUCUACCCAUAAGGCGCUGCGUGAGAAAGAGGUCACACCUUGUUUCUCAGAAUACUGCGCCAUGAGGCAAUCGGAUUCCUUCAGGGUGGUUCGGGACCGCACCUCCCCAGACUGGGACCCUGACGAGGAAUACCAAGCUCUACUGGAUUUUACGUAUCCCUUAAGACCAGGGUACAUGAGCUCCAGGGACAACUUAGACGACGAUGAUGACAAUAUGACCUCUGACUCCUGUCUAAAGGAUUCAGGGAUCGUGGAUGACAGUCCAAUACCCUCCCUGUCAAAUACAUUAAUUACAAACGCUUUGUCAUCACUACCUACCUCCCAGCCUAACCCCAGCAGUGCUGCUAACAUCACCUGGGGCCAUCCUAGCUACAUGGAGGAUCAUGUGUACACUCCAUAUUCUUCCUCCAGUUCCCUCCGCCUGCAUAACCAGCCGUCCUAUUGGCUGUCCAGUCGAUCGCCUAAAGCUGGUAUUAAUCCAAACACCUUUCUGGAGAGUUCUAUGAGGAAUAAGACACAAGGUGUGACGAACCGGGCCAAUCCUGACUGGGCCACGGUCACUUCGGUUGUUGAUUCAAGUUUUCUUUCAAGCAGCUCAAACGAGGAAUUUUCCAAGCCCUUGCUCUCAGGGAAAGAUCCUAAAGGCUUCACAUUAUCCAGGCAGAUCCUGCCCUUGAACAGAGAGUGGGACAGUGAGGAGGAUUUUCUCACUCUCCCGUAUAAGCUGAAAGAAUUGGAAGCCUUGGCCCACCAGCUGGAGAAGCUCUCUGUUCACGUGGAGAGCAAGUCUGCCUUUGCAGCCAAUGGGAUGAGACUGGGCACGGGCAGUCCAAGUGGCAGUACCGAGGGGACCCCCGCCGUACACAACAACAACACUGAGGCUGCUCCGUCAGACUGCCAACUGGAAAUUAGUCCCAGAAAUCAACCCAAGAAUCCACAGUGUGAAGAUAUAAUCGCUGAUUUAAAAAAGGCCAAUGAAUUUAUUCAAAAGUUGGGCACAUGGUCUAGUUCUCAACUGCUAUUCAACCAGCCCUUUGAACAAGUAGCUGACAACAAUGACAGUCUAUUGGCUCACAUUCAGAGCUUUAGCUCUAAACUUGAAGAAAUGGUCCAGUGGUUGUAUGAAGUAGCAGAGACCACAGAUAACUGGAUCCCACCACAGCCCACAAUGGACAGUAUCAAGGCUUCCCUGGAUAAAUGUAUGGCUUUCAGGAAUGACAUUAAGGAACACCGAGAGCUGACUGCGAGUGUGCUAAAGUCCGGAGAACACCUGCUCCAGUCGAUGAGCAGCGCCACGCCAGUUCUCAAAGAGACACUUGAAUUGAUCUCUAGACAAUCCAAGCAGCUGAAUGGGCACGCUGCCCACCUGUACCUGUCGAUUCUGGCUACUAUGGAUAAGGUGAAAGAUGAUUUGGAGACCAAGCAACAGGAAUUCGUAUCUGCUGGUUUGGAAAGGCAAUCAGUAUUGAUGCCAAGCGAUGUUGAGGAACAUGAUGCAUCAAACCACAUGAAUAUGGAUGAUCUAGUUUAAAAGGGCUGGUGAAGUAGUGAGAUGGUGAUGCUUCUUUUAAUUCAAGUUUGGGAAGAACUUGUUCUGCAAAAUUAUUGGCUUAAUUUUACACUUUUUUUAAAAAAAUGAGCAAUGAGUGUUUACACCUCCUGUAAUUAAUCUCUUCGUUUUAUGAUACUUGGUUACUUUUAUUGACACUUCAAUUAAACUUUCAAUCUGGUGAAAUUCAAGUCACACAAAAAAAAAUUCUUGUUCGCCUCCAAGACAAACAGAAGAAAAUCAGUAACUGCAUCAAAGGUUGUGAAUUACAGAGAGAUCAAGUUGCAGUCCAUACUGGGGUAUACAGGACUUCUAGAUGGACGAGACUUCCUCCUCCUAUUGAGAUGGAGUACAGUUAGGGGGAAACACUGCUCAAGUCCUCUCCCCCACUCCUACUUCCAUAAGCUGGUGGCUACAGGAAAAAUUCAAAAGCACAAAAUAACAGAAGAGGGAUUCUGACUAUACAGAUAUUCAUUUGACUCCAUAAUUUCCAUCAUACAAACAGAAAGGGAUAACCCUCAGUCUGAUUAGAAAAAAAAGUAUUGUUGCCCAAUAACAAGCCUGAUUGACCAAGUCAAGGUUCAACACUGAGUGUGAGUAACCUGUCUGUUAAUUCAGGUAAAACGUGACUAGGUGAGUGCAAUGAAGUUUUACAGGUGGUGUCGAUAUAAGGAACAAAUCAUACUUGACUAGAUAGUUUUUUUUCUAAACUUUGUAAAAUGACUUGUCUCAAAAGUAACUUGCUGUCACUGUAGUGUUAAUUAAAAUUUAUCUUAAGUAACCAGUGUGCAUAUAGUUUAAAUUGUUUUAGCAAGUUUGUAGAUUGCAAGUGGAAGAUAAUUAGCAAGAGGAAUAUGGAACCAAGGUCCACAUCAUACCAGCCUUGACCUUAUUGAAUAGUGAAACAGAUCGCUGAAUUUGGAUUCAUGGAUAUGUAUUAGUGUUUGCAACUUGGUGUGAACCUGGGCUCCAGAGACAAUAGCAAAAAUCUCCAUUCCCACAUACCCACACAGUGAGGGAAUUGCAAUAAUAUCCAGCAAAAAGUCAUAAUCCAUUCUAAAAGGCUUUUAAGUAAGAAAGUGGAUGACUGAAGAUGACAUGCAAGAUUAUAGUACAACUUUCCUCCAACUGUUAUUCUUGCAGGAAAAACUUCCUGUUUGAGCUGAAAACAAAAAUAGUUACACAAAUGAUCAGAAAAAGACAUCAAGUGGGACUUGAUGCCAGUGAAAGGGAGGCUAGCACUGCAUUACUCAGGGCUGGCAGAUUACACAGCUUAAUGUUACUGACUGUUGACAUGGCCUCCUUUGAGAAGGUCAAACAGCAACUUUCAAUUCCGUGCCAGUCUUGCACAAUGCCAAAAUGCUUCACAUAAGCUAACUGACUUGAAGGAACUAUUAGAAUAUUAAAGACAAAAUUACAGAAUGUUGGGAUUGGACAGAAAAGACAAUGGUGGAAAGAUGUAAACCAGCCAGAGCAAUUAAUAGCAGCCGGCCAUUAAGCCUGUUCCACCAUUCAGUAAGAUAGUGGCCUCCAAUUCUUUGUCACCCCCUCCACCCCUUGUGGAUCCAAGAUCUAACUCUGCCUUGUAUACUCUCACUGUGACAGUCAUUUAAUGAAGGGUCUGGGUCAAAGACCAACAACCCUCAAAAGAAAUGCUUCAUCUAAAAGUAAUUUCUCUUUAUCCAGUCCUAAGUUUCCCUAUGAAGGGAAACUUAUCAGCAACAUCUUUCAUUCUGUUAAACUCUGAGGAGUACAGGUCCAACCGACUCACCCUGUCCUCAGUAGGAGGAAUGGCCUCCAAUACAAAAUGCCCCUCCCAGAGUAGCAAGACCAAUGGCAGACAUAAUAUUUCUGAUGUAGUUUCACUAAUGUCUGAUAUAAAUGCAGCAAGACUUCACUGAUUAUACUCCAUGGCCCUUCCAUUAAUGGCCACCCGUUCAUUCUAUUUCCCUUCCCAAUUACUUGCUGUACUUGCACACAAUAUUUCAGAUUCACGUAAAGGACAUUCUGCAGUUGCAGUUCAUCUCCACCCUGCCAAAGUAAACAAUCUCACUUUCCAUAAAAUAACCCACCUGCCAAAUUUCUCCCUCCUUCACAAACUAUCCAUAGCUGACAUGUUGUCCUGAUCACAUUUUGCUACUUUAGCAUGCAGUCAAUCAAGUCCCUCACAUCAAUGCUCAGCACUAAUCCCAGUGACACUCCACUCACUAUAGUUUUCCAAUCUUAAAGUAAUCCAUGGGAGGGUGAACAGGCCCAGGGAAGUGUAGAAGUUGGGAAAGGUUAGAAAGCAGCCAUGCAGGGACAUUGCAUUUGCCUGUCCUUGUGGAGGGUAAACACCAAAAGACUGGGUGGGUCUCAGUGUUUGUGAAAUUGAUUUGUUAUGAUUAUACUUCAUUGAGAUCAUAUAUUUCAAUGUUUUCUAUGUAAUUAAUAAAUACAUACAAAAUAAAAAGAAAUGUGGAAGAAAAA
Molecule: messenger RNA, 5548 nt
Organism: Hemiscyllium ocellatum (epaulette shark)
Lineage: Eukaryota; Metazoa; Chordata; Chondrichthyes; Orectolobiformes; Hemiscylliidae
Gene: cep68
Product: centrosomal protein 68
Exons: 7
Coding region: 1076-3061 (661 amino acids)
Molecular function (GO): protein binding
Source: RefSeq, a predicted model, not a curated record